ACAAUUUUAAGAAGGCUGGAUUUUUUGGUUUGUCCCUCAAGAUGGCAGUUUGGGCUACUGCAAAGGCUACAACUGUGAAGUUCUUUAAAAUAUGUAUGGAGAAGAUGCAUGAAUUGGAUGCAGAAGCCGCUGCAUGGUUGAAUGAAAAACCACCCACUGAAUGGUCUAAAUCACAUUUCUCUUCAGGCGCUAAAUGUGAUGUUUUGUUGAAUAAUAUGUGUGAAUGUUUUAACAGUAUGAUUCUUGAUGCUCGAGACAAGCCUAUCAUAACUUUGUUGGAGAAGUUAAGAUAUCUUCUUAUGGCUAGAUUCCAAGCGAAUAGGGAUAAAGUGGAAAGAUGGAAUUCAGGUGAUAUUUGCCCUCGGAUUAAGGACAUAUUGCACAAGAAUGAAUCUGCGGCAGCUGCAUUUAUUCCAAUCAAAUCGAAUCAGUGCAAUUAUGAGAUUCUUGGAGCAUCGAUUGCCGACAAUUGGGCUGUGGACCUACAAAACAGAAACUGUAGUUGUAGAAAAUGGACUAUAACAGGAAUUCCUUGCAAACAUGCAAUAUCGGCUAUUUGGGCUAAAAAAGAUGAUGUUCUUGAUUAUGUUGAUGAUUGCUAUAAAGUUGACACAUAUAGAAGAAUUUAUGAAAAAACCAUCUUUCCGAUUAAUGGAUCACAAUUGUGGCCUAAAUCAAAUAAGGUUCCUCCUUUGCCUCCGAUACUUCUUCCACCCCCCGUGUCAGUCAAGGAUGGGCAUAGUUUCCUCGGGCAUGCAGGAUUCUACAAACGCUUCAUAACGGAUUUUUCGAAGAUCUUGAGUCCGAUGUGCAGGUUACUUGAAAAGGAGGUGAAAUUCCUAUUUGAUGAUACGUGUAUCAAGGACUUUGAAGGUCUAAAGAAGAGAUUGGUAACUGCACCAAUAAUCAUUGCACCUGACUGGAACUUGCCAUUCAAGUUGAUGUGUGAUGCAAGCGACAAUGUUGUGGGGCUGUGUUGGGACAGAGACGAGAGAAAGUUUCUCAUUCUAUCUACUAUGCUAGUAAGAUGUUAG
Molecule: messenger RNA, 1034 nt
Organism: Lycium barbarum (goji berry)
Lineage: Eukaryota; Viridiplantae; Streptophyta; Magnoliopsida; Solanales; Solanaceae
Exons: 2
Coding region: 42-1034 (330 amino acids)
Molecular function (GO): zinc ion binding
Source: RefSeq, a predicted model, not a curated record